CGAGAAGAACAUUACCAAACGUCACACGCAUGCGCAGUUUCUACUUCCUUGGAAACGUUUGGACUGCUAACCAGAAUUACAAUGGCACGGCGAACUGUUUUUGUUUUAUUUCUGUUUUUUCUCAAUGUCAAGCGUAACCAAGCAUCACCGAAUACGGAAAAUAUCCUGAUCAACGUGACAGCGGGGGCAUUGGCAGAUACACAAGACUCUAACAACUUACAGCUGAAUUUAAACAUAUCAGUGGGCAAGGAGGAGGUAUUGGUAAACGAUGUUCCUGUUCAGUUGUCGGGUGUCACCAGAUUCAACUGCCAAGCGCUUCUCUUGGAUAGCACUAAUGGAAGCAGUGAGUAUGAAGGUGGGGACAUGGUAUCUACUGUCACCCGGGUGAUGGUGACCCAGAAACGGCUGGAUAUUGACCUGGAAGAGGUGGUGGCUCUGCAAGUGUUUAGUGAAGUUAUUGAGUUGGAGGGCAAACAGGUUCAACAGUCUGAUAUGUGUGAGGUGAAAAUCGUGCUGAGCCCCGAUUUCCAGAAGGUGGCUCAGGUUACCAACAUUUACCCCAUUGGACUUAGUGAGAUCUUCAGGGUUCCUAGAGACAAUGAUGUGGUUGUCACAGAUCCACCAAACCAUGGAACUGAGGAGCAAAUGUUGCUACAGACGACAAGUCAGUACCCUCUCAAACACUCAGAGACAACACAAGAAGAGAUCGCAGCUCCUGGCAAACUCCCAGAGACUCCACUUCGCAUGGACCCCGAUCUCUUGAAGGAAAUUAAAUAUGAAGAACCUGAAGAUGGAGACAUGGGCCAACAGGACCGGAUUCCAAUUGAAAGUUCACCUAAAGAAUUCCUCUCAUACUCGGCCAUCUGUCGCUGGGUGGAAGAUUUCAGGGAGCGUUUGAGGUACUUCUGCUCCGAGUCACUGCCCCUCUUCUUCUUGGUUAUGUGGGUGGUUGUCAUUGGUGUUGUUGGAUCAGCAGUCAUCGUCAAGAUACUGGAUUUGUUCUUCCCAACUUGUGAACACAAGCAUAUUUGUCAUCUGAACUCAGUCAUUCUGUUGCUGGAUGAUGAGAAGCACACUCUGCUGGAUAAAACCGAAUUAGAGGAGGAGGAUGUGAUGAAGCCUUGAAUGAAUACGAAAAUGGCUGGCUACCUUCGUCAGUUUUUUUUUUCUCCCUCUUUUGCAUCUUGUGGUAUUUUGCAAAGUCAUGCCCUGGUUCGGUUGUUGUAAAUUAGAAGGGUUUGUUUUGAUGGCAUUAAACACAGAUGCAGCCUGCAUCCAUCAAGUUGUUUUCACGCCAAUUGUGCGGGUUAUUUCAGACGUUUAGAGGAAGCAAUGUAAAGCAAGCAGGUUUAUUCAGGAUCUUUUUGCUGGCUGCACGUUGUCUCCAAACACCAACCACACGAGAAGCAUUAAGACGAGGUGAAGAAAAGCGACAUCGAGAAACAAUCAUGCCCACAUUGGCGAGAUCAUUUGGUACAUUUUGAUCAAUGUUAUUUAGCUAAGUGCCAAAAUAUUAGAACACUUUGGUACAGUGCUUCCCUAUACCACUGCAAAUAAAUUUAUUUAUUUUAUUUUCAGUCAUUUA
Molecule: messenger RNA, 1585 nt
Organism: Syngnathoides biaculeatus (alligator pipefish)
Lineage: Eukaryota; Metazoa; Chordata; Actinopteri; Syngnathiformes; Syngnathidae
Gene: ginm1
Product: glycoprotein integral membrane 1
Exons: 8
Coding region: 82-1125 (347 amino acids)
Source: RefSeq, a predicted model, not a curated record